This is a messenger RNA of Rhagoletis zephyria (snowberry fruit fly), 453 nucleotides long. RefSeq names its product kelch-like protein 40b. The record is from RefSeq and is a predicted model, not a curated record. NCBI's taxonomy places the organism in Eukaryota, Metazoa, Arthropoda, Insecta, Diptera, Tephritidae.
AUAUUGUUUAGAGCGUGAAACUCAUUGUGUACCACUGUAUGAGAAACUCUUGGAAUAUGAAAUAAAUAAUUUUAUGGAAAUAAACCAAACCCCCGAUUUUCUUAGAUUCGAAGCUGAAAAAUUGCAGGCAAUCAUAGAAAGCAACAAUUUGAAUGUGACUUGUGAGGAGGAUACUUUUCAUGCCAUAAAACGCUGGUAUGAGUACGAUACUUCUGUACGACAACAACAACUACCAGAUUUAAUUGGUCGCCUACGAUUGACCCAUUUUGACACUAAUUUCUUAUUGAGAAAUGUCAAAACACUUCCUGGAUGCGAGCUAUUGGCUUACAAGGCAAUAUCGUGGAUUACGCUACCAUCAGAUCAGACGAAGAUAUCGCUCUAAUUUACAGCGCCACGAGAAAAAACUAUUUGCGAAAAUUCGGAAGAGUUAACUUUGAUAGCUGUGCAAGCUUA